Molecule: messenger RNA, 1864 nt
Organism: Prorocentrum cordatum
Lineage: Eukaryota; Dinophyceae; Prorocentrales; Prorocentraceae
Source: the annotation of a GenBank genome assembly
CGGGCAGCGCCGCGAGGUCAGCGUGCAGAUGCAGGCGGCGUGGGCCGAGGCGCACCUGGCGGCCGAGCUCCUCGAGGGCGUGGCCGAGGCGGACGGCGGCGAGCUCGGCUACGGCCUGGGCUUCCUGCGCGCCCUGGCGGCGGAAGCGCCGCGGGCGCUGAAAGGCGCGGGCGGCGCCGCGGCAGCCUGGCGUGGCGUUGCCGCGCGCGUCGCCGAUGAGCUCCUGUGCUGCGACGGGGCGUCCGCGUUCGCCCGCAUGCUGUCCGUCAGAUCCCGUGGCGCCAUGCUCCGUGUGCCGCAGCUGGCUCGCAGACUUCAGGCCGCCGCGGCCAGCUCUGCGCGGUCCCAGGCCACAGCUGCAGCCGCUGCGCCGACCGCCGCUGCAGGUGCGGCCCUGGUGCCGGCGACGAAGUUCAACGAGGUCAAGUUCCACAAGGAGGAUGUGGAGAAGGUGAUGACCGAGCUGCCCGCCUUCAGCUUCUACGAGAUGUCGGAGGACAACGAGCCGAACCCUUACACGAUGAGCACCAUGGACCAUAGCAUCCUCCUCGACCCUCAAGAGCCUGCGCUCGUGGCGCCGAAGAUGGAGUUCUCCAAGCUAGAGAACGGCCUGAAGAUCGCCUCUGUCGACAAGCAGGGCAUGAAGGCGACUCUGGGGCUUUACGUGAACGCGGGGAGCCGCUUCGAGACGUCGGCUAAUUUCGGCGUGUCGCACAUGGUGUCGCUCAUGGGCUACACCUCCACCGCUCAUCUGAGUCACUUGCGCACCGUGAAGACCCUCGAGCAACUGGGUGCGUCGGCCACAUCCGAGUGCGUUGCGGGUCGCGAAGAGAUCGUUUAUAAAGUCGAGCUUAUGCGCGAGUACAUGCCAUACGCCGUGCCGCUCAUGAUCGGGAACGUGCUGUUUCCGCGCCUGCUGCCUUGGGAGGUCAAGGCGGCCUCGAAGAAGGUGAAGGAGGCCCGAGCCGCCGUCGAGGGCGACGCGGACGCCAUGGUCAACGAGCUGCUGCACAAGGCAGCUUACUGCAACAACACUCUCGGCUUCGCCCCGUCCUCCACUGAGAGGUGCAUGCCGUACUUCACUCCAGAGACCAUCCGCUCCUUCAUGCUGGACCACUUCGCGCCGGAGCGCAUGACCCUCGUGGGCGUGAACGUGGCACACUCCGAGCUGAGCAAGUGGGCCAUGCGCUCCUUCGCGGACUACAACGCGAUCCCGCUCAAGAAGCGAGAGGCGGCAAAGGCGAUGUACACUGGGGGAGACCUGCGCAUGGAGGGCUCGUCGCCUUACUGCCACCUGGCCAUCGCCCUUGAGUCCGUGCCGUGGGGGCAACAGGAGCUUGCCCCCGUCACGCUCUUGCAGGCCCUGCUCGGCAGUGCAAGCGCCGUGACCGGCAACAUCGGCUCUGGGCGCACCUCGCGGCUCGCCACGGAGAUCGUGAAGCAGAGCCCCUACGUGGAGUCCUGCGCGGCGUUCAACACCUCCUACUCGGACAGCGGGCUGUUCGGGAUCUAUGGCGUGUGCCAGCCCGACAAGGCGGGCACCAUGGCGUCCGCCAUGCUGAAGUCGCUCACGGGCCUCACCUCCGUGUCCAAGGCGGAGCUCGACAAGGCGAAGGCCAUGCUGAAGGGCAAGAUCUACCGGCAGACUGACGACGGCAGCACCCUCACGCAGGAUCUCGGGCAGCAGAUCCUCCUCUCCGGCAGGUACGGGUCCCCCGCCGACUUCGCGGCGGCCAUCGACGCCGUCUCCGAGGUGACCGCGGCCGCCAAGAAGCUCCUCUCCUCGAAGCCCACGGUGGCGGCGUUCGGCGACACGCACACGGUGCCUCACUACUCGGCCGUGGAGGCGGCGCUGAGGGCGUAG